UCACUCACUUCUCUCCUAGUAAAUGGACCAAAGAUGAUUACUGCAAUUACAUUCUCACUUUCAGUUCCAAUUCAUUGGACUGCUACUCCAUCAAGCCUUCCACCGACACCCUUUCACUCCACCACCUAUAAACCCUCGCACGCCUUCCCAGCCCACGCCACCCAACAUACUGAGCCGAAUCUCUCAGUCGCCACCGCUACCACCGACACAUCCGCCGAAGACUACGCCGACGAUGACAAAGCCCUCCUAACGCUUCUCCGAGAAAGAAAGACCGACGAGGCGUGGCUUAGAUAUAGCCAGUCCACUCUUCUCCCCAGCCCAACAUGCCUGAGUCGGCUGGUCUGCCAAUUAUCUUAUCAAAACACAAAACAUGGCCUCACCCGAGCUCAGUCCAUCAUCCAGCGCCUCCGCGACGACCGGCAGCUUCACCGCCUCGAUUCCAAUUCCCUGGGCCUCCUCGCCGUCGCUGCUGCCAAAGCCGGUCAUACCCUCUACGCUACCUCAAUCAUCAAGUCCAUGCUUCGCUCCGGUUACCUUCCCCAUGUCAAGGCAUGGAGCGCCGUCGUCAGUCGCCUUGCUGCCUCUGGCGACGACGGACCUACUGAGGCCCUACGACUAUUCAAUUCCGUAACCCGGCGGGUCCGUCGCCUUGCAGACCCUUCUUUGGCAGCCAAUGCAAAGCCCGACACCGCUGCUUUCAAUGCUGUGCUCAAUGCCUGCGCUAAUAUCGGCGACAUUGCGAAAUAUGUGCAGAUAUUCAACGAAAUGCGCGAGUUUGGCGUCCAGCCUGAUGUCAUCACCUACAAUGUAAUGAUCAAGCUCUGCGCUAGAGCUAAUCGCAAAGAUUUGCUGGUGUUUGUCUUGGAACGGAUUUUGGAUCAAGGAAUUCAACCCUGCAUUUCUACUUUCCAUUCUCUUGUGGCGGCCUAUGUUGGCUUCAAUGAUUUGGAUACUGCAGAGAAGAUGGUUCAAGCAAUGAGAGAAGGUCGGAGGGAUCUCUGCAGAAUCCUCAGGGGCUCAUACAAGUAUUACUCCACCCAGACUGAUGACGACGAGGUGUUCGUGAAAUUGCUUCCUCAAUCAAUGACACGGAAUACUACUCAUGAACCACCAGUGUUACCCAAAACUUACGCGCCGGACUCUAGAAUUUACACCACUCUGAUGAAGGGGUACAUGAAAGAUGGCCGUGUAAGUGAUGUGGUCAGAAUGCUCGAGGCAAUGCGGCGUCAGAGCGAUUCAGCAAGCCAUCCAGACCACGUCACGUACACUACCGUUGUGUCUGCGCUCGUCAAAGUGGCUGCAAUGGAAAGGGCAAGGCAAGUACUUGCAGAGAUGGCAAGAAUCGGUGUAUCUGCAAACCUCGUAACUUACAACAUCCUCCUCAAGGGAUACUGCCAGCAGCUACAGAUAGAGAAGGCCAAGGAGCUGCUUCGAGAUAUGGUUGAUGAUACUGGUAUCGAGCCUGAUGUCGUCUCCUACAACAUCUUAAUUGAUGGAUGCAUACUUAUAGAUGAUAGUGCUGGAGCCCUUGCUUACUUCAACGAGAUGCGUACACGUGGAAUUGCUCCUUCUAAGAUCAGUUACACCACACUGAUGAAAGCCUUUGCCUUAUCUGGUCAACCAAAGCUAGCCAACAAGGUGUUCGACGAAAUGCUCAAAGACUCAAGAGUGAAAGUCGAUUUGGUUGCAUGGAAUAUGUUGGUUGAAGGAUAUUGUAGAGUGGGUUUGAUUGAAGAAGCCAAGAAGAUCGUUCAAAGGAUGAGAGAGAAUGAUGGGUUUUAUCCCGAUGUGGCUACUUAUGGAAGCCUUGCAAGUGGGAUUGCAUUAGCUCGAAAACCAGGAGAGGCUCUUUUGCUCUGGAAUGAAAUUAAGGACAGGUGCAGAAAGAAGGAAGGAGGGAUUUCUUCAAAUUCUCCACCAUUGAAGCCUGAUGAAGGGCUUCUUGAUACUCUAGCUGACAUCUGUGUGAGGGCUGCUUUCUUUAGGAAGGCUUUGGAGAUUGUGGCGUGCAUGGAAGAGAAUGGGAUAUCACCCAACAAAACAAAAUACACAAAAAUUUAUGUCGAAAUGCAUUCAAGGAUGUUUACUAGUAAGCAUGCAUCACAGGCCAGGCAGGACCGGAGGCGUGAGAGGAAAAGGGCAGCAGAAGCUUUCAAGUUUUGGUUGGGACUUCCAAACUCAUACUAUGGGAGUGAGUGGCGACUUGAACCAGUUGAUGGUGAUGACACUAAUGAGUAAUGGCGACUCUGCUCAACCACCGGAGACUGUAACAUACUGUACACCAGGGGUAACUUCAGUUGCAAGAAGACGGGUGCCUUCAUAAUGGAUGAAAAAUCCAAAUGUAUAAGUCUUACUGCAUCUUUAUCUACGGUCAAGUCUACUAUUCAAUUGGAUACUUCUGUUAUAACAUGCACAUAAUUGUAGAGUGAAACUAAGGUUCUUUAGCAGGAAAGAAACUAUAUGAAUUUUUGGUGGUUGAUAGAAUAUCUCUGAGAAACUGAAAACAUAUUUCAGCUGUAAUAUUAUUGCAUUCUUGUA
Telopea speciosissima is the source of this 2538-nucleotide messenger RNA. RefSeq names its product pentatricopeptide repeat-containing protein At3g09650, chloroplastic. The transcript has a single exon. The record is from RefSeq and is a predicted model, not a curated record. Gene Ontology annotation, molecular function: protein binding. Lineage: Eukaryota; Viridiplantae; Streptophyta; Magnoliopsida; Proteales; Proteaceae. Bases 34 to 2238 code for a protein of 734 amino acids.